CAUUGUGCUAGCGUUGUGGUCGCCUGAUAUACUAUCACCACCAGAAAUAACACAAUCGUUUCAUAUAUAAAAAAAAGUAUAUCAAAAAUAACGCUAUCAGUAACUAUAAUAAUGGAAUAUACAGAUGAAUAAAAUUAUUUGAUGACGUCAUAGAAAUUUAAAGUUCAAAACGGAAUGGAUUCGGUACUUAUCUUUUUUUUACUUUUGAUGAUUACUACGGUCAUAACAUGCUCUUCGAUUAAUGAGACCAUCGGAUGUUCAUGCGAACAAGAGUACAAUGCAAGAAUUUGUACAAUAAAGAUCAACUGUAAUAGAAUGUUUAAAUACGAAGAUUCUACGUUAACUUCUAUUAAACCAAAAGAUUCAGAUUACACAGGAGCUUACGAGUUACAUUUAAGUUUUUAUAAUAUAGACCUCAUUAUUUAUUCGUUUAAAAACUUUUUACCACCAAAUUUCUCCAAAGAUAACAUCAAAGUGAUCAAAAUGAUUCAUUUUGAAUUACUAUCAAUUCCCGAUGAAGUUUAUACCUUUGACGAGUUAACACAAUUUGAAAUUUCUCAAAGCACACUAGAAAGUAUAGACCUUUCUAAAUUUACUAAUCGAAAUUUGCAAACGAUUAAUGUGUCUGACAAUGUCAUCACAUUUUUAGAACAUGAAAACGUAAUUUCCUCUCCAAUUAAUUCAUUAAAAGUUAUAGAUCUGAGUUAUAAUUUUAUAGAUGUACUACCAAAUAAUUAUUUUGUUAAAUUCCCUCAUCUACAACAUUUAAAUUUAUCGAAUAAUUUUAUCAAAAAUUUAGACAUCCUAUCAUUUCAGGGGAUGCUUUCUUUGCAAACUUUAUAUUUAUCGCAUAAUAAAUUAGAAUCUUUACAUGAUAGUCUAUCGAGAUUGGAAAAUGUGAAAGAACUAUUUCUAGAUCAGAAUAAAAUUGCAUGUCUGAAAAAAACUAAUUUCGAUGCCAUGACACAAUUGCAAAAAUUAAAUUUGAGUUCCAAUAACAUUACGGAUAUAGAAAUAGGAACAUUUCAGAAAUUGCGCAUGUUGCAAAUUUUAGAUUUAAGUAACAACAAUAAUCUCCUUCUAAACGAUGAACUAUUUCAAGACAACAUUUAUCUAGAAUCUGUAAUUUUAUCUGAUACCGGAAUUUCAGGUAUAAAAGCAAAUAAUUCCUCUUUGAGUAGUCUUAAAAUUAAUUUAUUAGGGAGGAUUACAACUAGUUUUUUUACAAUAAUAUCUAAGUGCAUUAGAUUGUUUUCAGUUCUAGUUCGUCAAAAUUAAAA
Messenger RNA from Amyelois transitella, 1280 nucleotides. RefSeq names its product slit homolog 1 protein-like. Gene Ontology annotation, molecular function: protein binding. The transcript has 2 exons. The record is from RefSeq and is a predicted model, not a curated record. The coding region runs from base 175 to 1278 and encodes 367 amino acids. Lineage: Eukaryota; Metazoa; Arthropoda; Insecta; Lepidoptera; Pyralidae.